AUGGUUACUCCAAAGAUGGCCAGCCGUAGAGGAGCCAAGAGAAUAUUGAAACCUGUCAUCGAGAAAAAACGGAGGGACAGGAUAAACCAGCGUUUAGAUGAGUUGAGGACUCUUCUCUUGGAUAAUACAUUAGACUCGCGACUUCAAAAUCCCAAACUGGAGAAGGCAGAGAUUUUAGAAUUAACUGUUGAAUACAUAAAGAAAAAAACGCAAGGUGCGAGAGAAACUCAAGGAGAUUCUCACAAGGACCCACAUGACGCCAAACCCCCUGCUUUGCAUCAUGGAAGACCACGCGUACCCUACGCUUCAGUCCACGAGUCCAUCAAUGCACAGAUGCCAUCAAAUCCCAUCUACAAAGCUGGUUUCAAGGAGUGCAUCUCUCGACUGGCCAACUUCAUUGAUUGUGUGGAGCCCUCCCAGCAAGACAACUUCAUCCAGGGCCUGUAUCACCAUCUCGACUCCUACAGCAAUGCUCUCCCCCAGAGCAGAGUUUCCAGCCAAGCUGCCCACCAUCCUUGGGUCCAAAGUGCUGAGCUGACGUGCAGGUCGGAUGUCCCUGUGAUUGGACCCAUGAGGGGAAACCCUGAGCCCUUUUCAUACCCCAGUACUUUGUAUACCAGCUCCUUCAUGCUUCACCAUUCUCAUACAACAGGGCAACCCAUGACGCACCCCUACCCGUCUCCUCCGUACUCCAUCUCCCCUCCACCCUCUCCUUGUUACUCCAGCAGUUCUCCGCCUUUCUCCAGCUCACCCACAUAUCUCACCGUACCAUGCCACUUUGCUUUCCCUCCCACCAUCUCCCCACUUUCUACAGACUCUUCAUCAUCAUCAUCAUCGUCGUCAGCGUCUUCUCUUAGUAUCUCACCGCCUUGUCUGCCUGUAGUCCCAGGACCUCAUCCACAGCCCUCACCCACUUCAGGGCGACACACUGGCUCAUCUCCGCCCUGCCCACCGCGGACUCUGAGACGAGCUCUGUUCCACAACCAGCCUGUCUGGAGGCCUUGGUAA
Messenger RNA from Paramisgurnus dabryanus, 1008 nucleotides. RefSeq names its product hairy-related 1 (gene her1). The record is from RefSeq and is a predicted model, not a curated record. Lineage: Eukaryota; Metazoa; Chordata; Actinopteri; Cypriniformes; Cobitidae. Gene Ontology annotation, molecular function: protein dimerization activity; DNA binding. Gene Ontology annotation, biological process: regulation of DNA-templated transcription.